AACAUCGAAAUGUGUCGGUUCCGGUGGGCCGCAGACAGGUGUUGUGUUUUGGGAGCUGGCACAGCCCGGUGAUACGGCAGAGUUACAAACACACGAAUUACACCGCACAUUCAGGCGCUCGGCUCUGAUGGGGGUGGACCAGCCGGCCCGGGACCCCGGCGGCCCGGAGCUGCCGGAGGACGCUGCGGGCAGGCGGGUGUCCUGCGACGGGGAGCGGGCCACGGUGCGCUACGUGGGGCCCGUCCCCCCCACCGAAGGGCUGUGGCUCGGUGUGGAGUGGGACAAACCUGAGAGAGGAAAACACGACGGCAGCCACAACGGAGUGCAGUACUUCACAUGCAGACACCCGACAGGCGGCUCGUUCCUCCGGCCGGCGAAGGUCAGCUUCGGCGUCGACUACGUGACGGUGGUCAGAGAGCAGUACGGGCUCGACGUGCAGGCCGUGCUCAGCGAGAAGCUCUGCGUCUCCUCCAGGACGGUGGAGUGGUCGCGCUUGAGGGCGCCCAGGUUAGAUGACCUCACAUCGGUUUCUGUUGAUAACCGGGAAGUGAACGGACCGGGCAACGUGGAUGAAAUCCAGCAAACUACAGGCAAUGUUCAGUCUCUGGAUCUGGGAAGGAAUCUGCUGAGCUCCUGGGACGACGUGGCAGCCAUCACCGCUCAGAUGGACAAGCUGGAGGAGCUGCUGCUCAGUGACAACAGGCUGCGUUUGCCCUCUGACCCCUGCACUCAGAGCCACGCCUUCUCCAGCCUCAAGGUGCUCGCCCUCAACAGCUGCGCCCUCACCUGGCCACAGAUCCUGCAUUGCGCCCCCAUGUGGCCGCAGCUGGAGGAGCUGUGUGUGUCGCAGAACGACAUCACAGAGCUGCAGAGGCCGGUGGAUGUGCUGCAGUCUCUGAAGAGUCUGGAUGUGUCCAUUAAUCCUCUGGUGGAGGAAACAGUGCUCAGUCUGGCUGCUCUGCCCAGAUUGGAGAAGCUCAACUUGGCCAAGACGGGACUGUCCUCGCUGCGAUUUGACGACGCCCCGCCUGGAGGUAAAACCGCCAUGUUCCCCAGUCUGCAGUAUCUGAUCCUGGACAACAACAGCAGCAUCACUGAGUGGGGUGUGGUGGACGAGCUGGCCAAGCUGCAGAGUUUGGUGGAGCUGUCGUGUCGCUGCAGCGGUCUGACCAGCAGUGACGGCAAACUGCAAACUGUGAACCAGCUUUUCAUCGCUAAGCUGGGCCAGCUGGAGCACCUCAACAGGCUCGAGAUCCUGCCCGAGGACAGGAGGGGGGCGGAGCUGGACUACAUCAAAAUGUUUGGGGAGGAGUGGCUGAAGGCGGGGGGGCACCCGGACGCCCAGCAGAGCCAGCCCAGCACCCAGUUCACCUCGCAGCACCCACGAUACCUCAGCCUGAUACACAAAUACGGCGCUCCAGAGGAAGGCGAGCUGAAGAAGCAGCAGCCGUUCGCCCUGAAGAAUCAUCUGAUCAAGGUGACGUUUGUGUUCCCAGACCAGGCCGACCGGAAGCCCAUCGAGAAGAAACUCCCAGUCUCCAUGCUGGUUCAGAAGGUGAAGGGGCUCCUGUACCGCCUGCUGAAGGUUCCUGCUGCUGAGCUGAAGCUGACCUACACCAGCUGCAAGAUCGAGGGGAAGGAGAUUGAGAUCGACAGCGACCUGAAGCCUCUGGGGUUUUACUCCAUCGAGGAGGGAGACCAGGUGCUGGUCCGCUGGUCCUGAGCAGCGACACACACUGUGGACGCCGCAGAGGCUCCCAGCGCCCCCUGCUGGCUGGAUAAACCUGAGGCGAGACCACGGGCCGGACGGUUCGCUGUUCUGGAGACGCUGGAGGCUCGAGGAGGAGACGGACACGUUCCAGACGAUGUUUCUGAAACCCAAAACUGAUGGACUGUCCGGCUCGAUGGGAGCACAGGAACUCAUCCAGGAGAGCUCUGACCUCCAAAGAACACGAGUCUGUUGUCUUAAAUAACCGUGUCAAUCAAUUAACUGUUCAUUUCAUUGCCUCGCCUUGAAUCCCAGUGAGCAGAUCUGUGUUAGACAUGUUGAUUCAUGGGGAUUGUGGAGUUAAAUAAUCAUGUGAAGUUGCAUUUGGAGCGAUUUCGUCCCGCGCUCAGCGUCUGCAGCAGAUAACGGGAUUUCUCUGAGGUGGAAGGUCUUCAGCGUCGCUUUGACUCGUGUUUGCUUCAGGAAACAGACGAUAAAACGUGUCUGCAGGGUUUUUAUCAGCAUCGGCCGUCGGGCAGCAGGGAGUCAGAACGCCCAAACAAACUCCUACAGAACGGAGGACGGCCGUCAAACAAUGUACACUUGAAAAUGUAGUCCCACAAUAUAACUUCACUAUAAUUUCCCACUUGUGUGUGUAUCAAAAUAAUGAAUAAUCCUACAGUAAGCAGCUUACCGAAGUAAAACCAGGAGAAACAAUAAAAGAAACUGCAGAGGAAUAUAUUAAAAAAAGGUUUUAUUGUGGCUGUACAGAUUGUCUUUGGCUGAGUGUCCAGUUGCAUGCUCAGUACAGUGAGAACAGUACUUCAUGUCACUCUCAUUACACAACAAGGAAGAUUAUUAUUAUUAUUAUUGUUCCCUCUUUCUCAUCGUCGCUGUGCAGACUCGGCUUCCUCUGCAGAGCGCAGCGCUUCAAGAUGCUUUAGGAAUCUUUGGGUUUUCUGUCAAAUUAAAGCUUUUAUCUGCAGCAAACGA
Myripristis murdjan (pinecone soldierfish) is the source of this 2701-nucleotide messenger RNA. It is a transcript of the gene tbce, whose product is annotated as tubulin folding cofactor E. The coding region runs from base 128 to 1723 and encodes 531 amino acids. Gene Ontology annotation, molecular function: protein binding. The transcript is spliced from 17 exons. The record is from RefSeq and is a predicted model, not a curated record. Lineage: Eukaryota; Metazoa; Chordata; Actinopteri; Holocentriformes; Holocentridae.